CAUGUCCUUCCUAAAACCCUAAUUUCAAAUUCGACUGAUGUUAGCAAUUCGAUCAUCAAAUUACCUCCGAUGCAUACCCUGUCUCUCUACUAAAACCCAAUUCUCUCAGUUCUCCUCCGUUUUGCUGUCUUUUAGCCGCAGAGUUUCCCACUUGCGUCUUAGCUCGUGCUACAGAGCCAUGUCUUCUUCCCGCCCUUCUGCAUUUGACGCUCUUAUGUCAAAUGCUCGCGCAGCUGCCAAGAAGAAGACGCCUCAGACCUCCGCCUUGUCUCGUUCUCCGAACAAAAGGAAAAUUGCGGAAACCCAAGACGCUAAUUUGACCAAAACUCUUGUUUCCGAAGGUACACUACCGAAAGCUGAGGAUCCCGUGGAGCUUGUUUCUGAUUCCGCAAACCCCAGAUCGGAUAAGUCGUCAAUUGCGGAAGACUCGAAGGCCGGAGCCAAAAAGUCUAGGACUUUGAGCAAAACGGAUAAAAUUGACGAAAUGAAGAGCAAAAUUGGAAUGUUGAAGAAGAAGCCCAAUGAUUUCGAUCCUGAGAAAAUGUGUUGCUGGGAGAAAGGGGAGAGGGUUCCGUUUCUGUUUCUGGCAUUGGCUUUUGAUCUGAUUUCAAAUGAAAGUGGCCGAAUUGUGAUUACCGAUAUUCUGUGUAACAUGUUGAGAACCGUUAUUGCCACCACGCCCGGAGAUUUGGUUGCUACUGUUUAUCUUUCUGCGAAUGAGAUUGCUCCUGCUCAUGAAGGUAUAGAAUUGGGAAUUGGUGAGGGUUCAAUCAUCAAGGCAAUCUCUGAAGCUUUUGGUAGAACUGAGGAUCAAGUGAAGAAGCAGAAUACGGAACUGGGAGACUUGGGGCUUGUAGCAAAAGGAAGCCGUUCGACUCAGACUAUGAUGUUUAAGCCCGAACCAUUGACUGUUGUCAAGGUUUUUGAUACAUUUCGACAAAUUGCUAAGGAAACUGGAAAAGAUAGUACGGAAAAGAAGAAGAAUCGAAUGAAGGCACUUCUUGUGGCAACAACAGACUGUGAACCUCUAUACUUAACACGUUUACUUCAGGCGAAAUUGCGGUUAGGGUUCUCAGGUCAGACUGUCUUAGCUGCUUUGGGACAAGCAGCUGUAUAUAAUGAAGAGCACUCAAAGCCGCCCCCGAAUACCAAGUCUCCUUUAGAAGAGGCUGCGAAAAUUGUUAAACAAGUCUUCACUGUGCUUCCUGUCUAUGACAUUAUUGUUCCUGCUCUUCUAUCUGGUGGUGUGUGGAAUCUUCCAAAAACUUGUAAUUUUACACUGGGUGUUCCAAUUGGACCCAUGCUUGCAAAACCAACCAAAGGUGUAGCAGAGAUACUGAAUAAAUUCCAGGACAUAGUUUUCACAUGCGAAUACAAAUAUGAUGGCGAACGUGCACAGAUACAUUUUAUGGAGGAUGGUACAUUUGAGAUAUACAGUCGAAAUGCGGAAAGAAACACUGGGAAGUACCCGGAUGUUGCGAUUGCGUUAUCAAGAUUAAAGAAGCCGUCUGUGAAGUCUUUUAUUUUGGAUUGUGAGGUUGUUGCUUUCGACAGGGAGAAAAAGAAAAUUCUUCCAUUCCAGAUUUUAAGCACUCGAGCCCGUAAAAAUGUGAAUGUCAAUGAUAUUAAGGUUGGCGUAUGCAUCUUUGCUUUUGACAUGUUAUAUCUAAAUGGCCAACAACUUAUCCAGGAGAAUCUUAAUAUUCGCCGAGAGAAGCUAUACGAAUCAUUUGAGGAAGAUCCUGGUUAUUUCCAGUUUGCAACUGCUCUAACAUCGAGCGACAUCGAUGAAAUACAAAAGUUUCUUGACGCUUCUGUUGAUGUUGGCUGUGAAGGUUUAAUCAUUAAAACAUUGAAUUCGGAUGCUACAUAUGAGCCUGCAAAGCGAUCAAAUAAUUGGCUAAAAUUGAAGAAAGACUAUAUGGACAGCAUUGGAGACUCUGUGGAUCUUGUACCAAUUGCUGCUUUUCAUGGACGUGGCAAACGCACAGGUGUCUUUGGUGCAUUUUUACUCGCUUGUUACGAUGUUGAUAAGGAAGAGUUCCAAAGCAUUUGUAAAAUCGGUACUGGAUUUUCUGAUGCCAUGCUUGACGAGCGGUCGUCCAGUCUUCGCUCUCAAGUGAUUGCUACUCCAAAACAAUACUACCGAGUUGGAGAUACCCUCAAUCCAGAUGUUUGGUUUGAGCCCAGUGAGGUCUGGGAAGUGAAAGCAGCUGACUUGACAAUUAGCCCUGUGCACCGUGCAGCUACCGGCAUUGUGGACCCUGAUAAGGGAAUUUCUCUUCGCUUUCCUCGUCUGCUCCGUGUACGGGAAGACAAGAAGCCAGAGGAAGCAACAUCAUCCGAGCAGAUUGCGGAUAUGUACCAAGCUCAGAAACACAAUCAUCCAAGCAAUGAAGGCAAAGGUGACGAUGAUUGAGCAACUGUAAUCUGCUCUCGGAGUAUAUUUCCUCGUAUGAGAUUGCGUCUAACUUGCUAAUGAAGCACAUUGCGUGUUUGAGUCUUCAACAGUAACUGCAUAUGUAAAACUGUUUUUAGGGAAAGUUAAAGAGCCCUUCUGUGGAAAAAAGUUCUGAUUCAUUCACUUUCACAUGCUAGAAAGAAAUCAAAUGAGCAAAUAUGUCAAGUAA
Capsella rubella is the source of this 2630-nucleotide messenger RNA. Its product is annotated as DNA ligase 1. The transcript is spliced from 17 exons. NCBI's taxonomy places the organism in Eukaryota, Viridiplantae, Streptophyta, Magnoliopsida, Brassicales, Brassicaceae. Gene Ontology annotation, molecular function: DNA binding; DNA ligase (ATP) activity; ATP binding. Bases 38 to 2419 code for a protein of 793 amino acids. The record is from RefSeq and is a predicted model, not a curated record. Gene Ontology annotation, cellular component: nucleus; mitochondrion. Gene Ontology annotation, biological process: lagging strand elongation; DNA biosynthetic process; DNA repair.